Molecule: messenger RNA, 636 nt
Organism: Paramecium tetraurelia
Lineage: Eukaryota; Ciliophora; Oligohymenophorea; Peniculida; Parameciidae
Exons: 2
Source: RefSeq, a predicted model, not a curated record
AUGCUUGAUUAAUGUUAGUAUUUCACAUAAGAGCAAUCUCAUCAAUUUCUUGGUCAAAGAAUUGAAAAGCGAAUGUAUCCCAGACAAUACAGGGCCAAGAAUAGACUCUUAAGUUAGCUUUUGGGUAAGAUCGAAAUCAAGCCUAUGCCCUUUGAAAUCAUGUCCAUUACUAAUAUGAGCAAUGCAAGCAAGGAUUGCGCAGAGAGUGACAACAUCCAAGAUAAUUUGAAGUUAUUUGAUGAUCAAGAAAAAACUGAAGUCCCUCACACGGAAUUGCAAGAGAAGGCCAGACAAUGUUGCAACUUAUUAGAAUGUUCGAAGGAAGAUAUUCAAGACGUCGGUGAGUUGUCAUAAUUAUUUGGUCAGAUUAUAGAGAUUUUGCAAUAAUCUAAAUAGAAAAAUUUGUACUUCAUAACCCCAUACAACUUCGAGGUGGAAAACAAGCAAAGGAGGCUUAUGUAUAAUUCUGAGGCCUUGACCAAUUUGAUCAAACGACUGAAGGCUGGCAGAUUGUAAACUCAAACCAAAUCCCUAUUUAGAUCGAGGAUUCAAACUCAAUCAAUUGGGAAACAAAUCCAAAAGACUGAACUCAAUGAAUAAUUGAGUGUCUAAGCAUUAAAUUUAUUAAAUAAUUGA